AUGAGCUUCUCUGAGCUCCCCGACCCAUGGAUUUUGCGGAGAGAUGGAGAGCGGCAGAAGCAGCAAAACGUCACGAAGCGUACCAAAAAAACCGCCAGCGUUAACUACUACCAGAAGUCAGAAAAGCUUAUAUUUUAUAACGACGAGUAUGACGACGUCGAGCCCGCGAAGCCUCCAAGGCCUCCCCCAAAACCAAAGCGCAGGAAAGGAGAAUCUGAUGAUAACUUUGAUGAGCGAGCUAUAUACUACACCAAGAAGCUUCUACCCAUCUACCGCAACGCCUACCACUCGCUACAGGCGAGGAGCGACUCCCUCCGCGCCCAUAUUCAUCCAGAAAAUCGGUAUAACUACCACGGCACCCGGAAUCAAGAGUCGUUACCGGCAGUAUAUAGAGAUCGUCAUGGCAUCAAAACGCUGCAGCGCGUCAAGCCAUCUCUUGACAAAAUCACCACCAUAAAAGAUCUCAAAGCUGCUCUACAACAUGAGUGGAGCCAGGUACAACAGAGCAAUAUUCAAAAACGGAUAAAUAAGUUGCCAAAGAGGCUCGUACAGGUCAAGAACAAGCCACAAGCUCCAAUCAAAACAGAAAUAUGGUAG
Exserohilum turcica Et28A is the source of this 597-nucleotide messenger RNA. RefSeq lists its product as uncharacterized. The record is from RefSeq and is a predicted model, not a curated record. Lineage: Eukaryota; Fungi; Ascomycota; Dothideomycetes; Pleosporales; Pleosporaceae. The transcript is spliced from 5 exons. The coding region runs from base 1 to 597 and encodes 198 amino acids.